Molecule: messenger RNA, 1291 nt
Organism: Brassica napus (rape)
Lineage: Eukaryota; Viridiplantae; Streptophyta; Magnoliopsida; Brassicales; Brassicaceae
Product: peroxiredoxin-2A-like
Exons: 4
Molecular function (GO): protein binding
Source: RefSeq, a predicted model, not a curated record
AUGACGACGAUGUUGGAUCUUCCAGAGGAAUUGAUAGAUGAUAUUUUCUCUAGGGUUCCCUCAGAAUCUGUGAGAGCAGCACGAUCAACGUGCAAAGCUUGGAACGGUUUAUUUUAUUCGAUGGUUUGCAAAGAAGAUGGAACAUAAUGUUAAAGUAACAUCGGAAGAAGGGAGUCAGGUGAGUCUAGGAUGAUCAUGAUAAUGGAUCAUAAUGUUUAUCUAAAGAGCAUUGUAGUCAACGAGAACCCAUCAAUAAAGCGUCUAGGUAAACUCACUUGUCUAACCCACGGACAAGUCAAGAUAUCUCAAGUCUUUCACUGCGAUGGUUUGUUACUAUGCAUCUUAAAAGAUGACAAGAGACUUUUGGUUUGGAACCCUUGUCUGGGACAAACAAGGUGGAUCGAAAAAGGACGACAUGCUGACGUACGUGCCAAGUACAAGUACGCUAUCGGGUACGGGUACGAGGAAGAUUCUUGUCGUCGACACUACAAAAUCUUGAGGUUUAUAGUUCCUAAAAUCCGAGAAGACUUUUUAAUGGGUUUAGAGAAUGAGAUUCGGAGGGCUUCUUAUCGGUUUAAACAACUCGUGAUUCUGUCUUGUGUGAGAGAUGAGAAGCUUUCGGUUUUACUUCAGUCUUGGGAAUCACUUGUGGUUGAUAUAUGGAUCAGUGAUAAGAUUGAUGAACAAAAGGUGUUGUGGAGCAAGUUCUUGAGAGUGUAUACAUUCACUAGCUUGGUCAGUAAGAUAUCAGAUGGGCGUUUCUUUGUUGAAGAGGAGAAGAAACUCGCAAUGAUUUUUGGUAAAGACGGAGACAAAAAAUUAGACACAGUGAGGAUGAAGACUUUAGAGAAUUGGAUCUUGGAGAGUCUUCAGACAAAGAGUGUUGGCCACUUGUGUGCCCUUAUGUUCCAACAUAAGCUUGAAAGUGGAUUGGGGUACAAAGGUGUGGUGGAGCAAGUUCUUGAGAGUGGACAUGGGACCAUUCAAGGAGAAGAAAGUUGCAAUUGGUUUUCAGUAAAGACUAAAGACAGAAAUGAAAGAUCAGACACAAUAAAAGUCUUUGGAGAGGAUGGAUAUUUUAGAGAAUUGGAUCUUGGAGAACCUUCUGACAAAGAGUGUUGGCCACUUGUGUGCCCUUAUGUUCCAAGUUUCGUGCAAAUCAAGACACACAAAAGCUAUUCAGAGAAGCGUCGAUAUGAUAAUAAGCGAAUCAAACACAAGAAUAAAUGAUCAUAUGAACAAGAUUUUUAGUUUAUUUUCAAACAGAGAACUAUAUUAUGUAUGUUGUUUG